AUGAGCGCUCUCUACAGAACCCUCACCGGUCAAUCGCAAAAGUCGCAUCAUUCAGAUCACACCGUCGGCUCACAGGCACACCCAACCUUGACACGGACGACGACCACCGAUCCGCUGACCGGCACACUGAACCAUUUGACUGCCCCUCAGGAGCAGAAACUAGAGGAGUUCAAGGAAAAGCUACAACAGGGAGGAUGGUGGUCACCGGCCGGAGUCAAUGGCAAACCUUCCCACGAUGACGGCACACUGCUCCGGUAUCUGCGAGCCCGCAAGUUCGACGUGCAGGGCGCAAUCGGCCAAUUCACGGAUACGGAACAAUGGCUCAAGGAGCAAAUGGUUGACGAGCUAUAUGACAACUUUGACGUCGAGAUAUACGAACGGUCGCGGCAAGUGUACCCUCAAUGGACUGGACACCGCGACAGACGAGGAAUUCCCAUCUACGUCUACGUGAUCAAGCAACUCGACAGCAAGCACGUGAACAAGUACCAGAAAGAGUCGCAGACAUACAAGGACAGCCUUCCCAACCACAAGAAACUGCAGACGCCGGCCAAACUUCUUCCCCUGUUCGCACUCUAUCAGAAUCUCCUCAAUUUCGUCCUACCGUUCGUGUCGACCCUCGAGCGGCCGAACCCCGAAGUCCCCGUCACGAACUCCACAAACAUUGUUGAUAUCUCGGGGGUGGGCUUGACGCAGUUCUGGAAUCUGAAGAACCACAUGCAAGAUGCAUCGGUGCUGGCGACGGCCCAUUACCCCGAAACUCUGGAUAGGAUAUUUAUCAUUGGCGCACCGUCAUUCUUUCCCACCGUCUGGGGCUGGAUCAAACGGUGGUUCGAUCCCGUCACCGUGUCCAAAAUAUUCAUCCUCGGCAAAAACGAGGUCAAACCGACAUUGUCGAAAUUCAUGGAUCCCAAGGACUUCCCCAAACGAUACGGCGGCGAACUAGGCUGGGAUUGGGGUGAUCAGCCACACUUGGACGACGAGACUCGAGCGGCUCUGGAACGGGACGGAAACAAAGGUUGGGUUCGUGGUCCAUGUCUGUGGCUCGACGGGAAGCGAGUCGCCGUCGGCUCGGAGAAUGGAAAGCCGCGGCGGCCGGCUGCAGACAUUGAGAAGAUGAAACCCGUCGUAUAUGCGGCCGAUUACACGGAAACUCCAGUCCAUCCGGACAAGAAGUUGUCGAUUGUCUCAAAGACACAGGUUUCUAAUGGGACAGCACCAGCACAUCACGCCGCCGAGGAACACGCAGCGGAGGCGAAGGACGGAGCGACCGCCGCCAAUAUCCUUGCAACCAAGUCGAAUUCAGAACAGCCCGCACAAGUAAUACCGCAGCCUCAGUCGACAGAAUCUCAGCCGGAACCGUCGACCGGCUCAACUUCAGAUGCACAGGCCUCCCAGCUAAUCUCCUCGGCGACAUAUGCUCAUCCUCCGUCACAGCCGCAACCGGGCCCCAUCCCGGAAUACACGGUCGCACUAACUUCGGCCAUCGAGAACAAUCUCGCCGAUGAGUCCGUGUCGAUAAUUCCUCCGACGGCCAAUGGGCACGCGAACGGACACGCCACAGCACCGGGCGAAGGACACGCCGAGGUCGUUGUGGCGAGCGAUCUGAGCAAAGGUCUGGCCAUUGAAACCGAGAAACUGAACAUGACGGACGAUCCACAUCAGAAAGAGGGCGGGCCGCAAAGGCCUGGAAUGGAGAGGUUCGUCACCGCUCAGGAAGUUUGA
Molecule: messenger RNA, 1722 nt
Organism: Cladophialophora carrionii CBS 160.54
Lineage: Eukaryota; Fungi; Ascomycota; Eurotiomycetes; Chaetothyriales; Herpotrichiellaceae
Exons: 4
Coding region: 1-1722 (573 amino acids)
Source: RefSeq, a predicted model, not a curated record